Mollisia scopiformis is the source of this 1272-nucleotide messenger RNA. RefSeq lists its product as uncharacterized. The transcript has 4 exons. NCBI's taxonomy places the organism in Eukaryota, Fungi, Ascomycota, Leotiomycetes, Helotiales, Mollisiaceae. The record is from RefSeq and is a predicted model, not a curated record. The coding region runs from base 196 to 1272 and encodes 358 amino acids.
CGGGAAUUCUAUGCGAAGUUCGUGUUUGUAGUCCUCGACAAUGGAAAGCCGACCUAGGCCUUUUCUACCUUCAAUUGCAAUAUCUGCCUUCAGCAUUGAUUUUGAACGAUACCUUUGUCUUAACUCCUCUACUACAGCGCAGUCAUCUUGUUGAGAGGUGAUAAUCAACUUCGAUUAUUUGCCCAAACCUGCAUUAUGAAUGAGUCUACAAUCGAUUUCUGGAAUAUUCCAGCGGGGCGACCUCCUCCUGGAGUGGUACCGAAUUUCGUCGAUCCGCAGACCAUUAGGCCUGUUUUGACGAUUGGAAUUUACGUUCUCUUACCACUAAUGCUCUCCUUCGUGGUGGCUCGAAUCUAUACUCGUGCUUUCGUGACCCGGAUGUUUGGUGUCGACGAUUGUGAUACGAUAUUACAUGGCAGAAUCAAGACUGAUAUUCAAUAUGAAUGUAUAGUACUGAACUUGAAGCCAAUCUCGCCACUUGGAAGACAUCUCUGGGAUAUUCCCGUUGCAGCGAUCACCAAUCAAUAUCUCAUUGCUAUGUCAUUGGUAGCCAGUCCUGCGGCUCUCAUGUUCGUCAAAAUAUCGAUUUUGGUCUUUAAUUAUCGAAUAUUCCAGGCAGAGCUUUGGGCUCGUUAUGCCAUGUGGGUAGGCAUAACUGUUGUGACUGCCUUCUACUUAACCAAUAUUAUCGUGGUCCUAGCGGUGUGCACGCCCGGACAUGGGGAGACCUGGCUUUCAAAGGCAGAAUAUGGUUCUUGUGCCCCGACAGAGAUCAAACUGGCUCAUGCCCAAGGAAUCUUUGGUUUCAUCUCGGAUUUAUAUAUCGUAGCCAUUCCAUUGUGGAUAGUGUCUCAUCUGAGACUUCCCACCAAGCGCAAGGCUGGUGUCAUGGUGGUCUUUCUUACAGGUUUCCUUCUCUGCGAAGUAUGCUUCGGUCUAAUCGCCAGCUGCAUGCCCGCCAUCACGGUCUCCUUGAAGACCUUAGUAACAAACAUAGUGUCCUCCUGGCACUCAGCUAAGAAAUACUCGAACACACUCCUUUCAAGACCAGACAACAGUGGAGCGGAGCAACUCAAAGACUGGUCACCUGAAGUUCCUAAUGCUAAGAUGUCUGGGCUGAGAACCUUUAUUCGCAGGGUUCAACGCACCAAUGGACAGAGUGUGGCCGUAAGCGAGCUUGCUACUUUGGGUACAAUGAACACAGAGGUUGAGCAAGACUACCACCAGCAACUGCGGAAGAUGCAGGGAGUUGACGUUGAGAGAGGGUCCUGA